AUAACUUAGAAGAAUCUGAAAAAGUUAUUCUUAUUACCCAAAAAAUAACUGAACUACAACAAAAAGUAUUAAAAACUAAAUCAAACUUUGAAACAACAUCUGAAGAAAAAGAAAGAUAUAAAAUAAACCGAUUAGAAGAAAUAUUAUUAAAUGAACUUA
Molecule: messenger RNA, 159 nt
Organism: Racocetra persica
Lineage: Eukaryota; Fungi; Glomeromycota; Glomeromycetes; Diversisporales; Gigasporaceae
Source: the annotation of a GenBank genome assembly